Mollisia scopiformis is the source of this 924-nucleotide messenger RNA. RefSeq lists its product as uncharacterized. Lineage: Eukaryota; Fungi; Ascomycota; Leotiomycetes; Helotiales; Mollisiaceae. The transcript is spliced from 3 exons. The record is from RefSeq and is a predicted model, not a curated record. The coding region runs from base 1 to 456 and encodes 151 amino acids.
AUGAACAGGAAGAAGGCCCAGCUCAGGGAAGAUCUCGUCAAGCACUACGAGGAAAUCAUCUCGGAAACCCAAGAACUCAUCCGUUUCCUCCGCAGCCAGUUCAACCUGCUCUACAACGAAUGGGAAAUGGUCGCUCUUGGCUCCUCAGCUUUCUCUGACCACUGGGCCGGAUCUGGCUUUGUACCGCCUCUCGAGAAGCUGCAAGUGGAUGGAGAGAAGAAGGAGCUGUUGAUAUCAGAGAUGAUGACGGCGGACCGCGAUAGGGAUGGAAGUCUCGGACGGGAUGCCAAAACGGACAGAGCUUAUAGGAAGAAGGCGGAGGAUCGUCUGAAUGGUGCAGAGUCGUGGAAGGAACUGAGAGUUGCGGCUGAGAGGAUUGCAGACGGGUUCUUGAACUGGGAGAGCGAAGGAGGUAAGGGAGGUGUGGAUAUGUAUCUGAAGGGCUUGUCUCGUUAAGCAGCUGGACCAGGGCUCCUGUCAAACCUAAAUAGGUUCAUUGUCGUCGCGGUCAGCGAUGCCAGCUUGCUAUAGCUCGACAUGGCAUUUGUAAUCGAGUUGAAUGGUGCAGAGAAGUUUUUGACAAAAUUGUAGCCUUGAUGCCUGAGGAGGGACGUGGAAGAGCAAAAAUCCUCCGAAAAACCUCAAUAGAUAACUUUAUUCCCAGUGUAGGCCGCCUUUCAAUCUCGUAUUCUCUUGUUUCGAUAUAGUCUUUCUCUUGCAGAAAUAUUUAUGAAAGAGCUUGUUGACAGAUUGCUUCUUCUCUUGCACAAGUUAUACUUUUAUGAAAUCUUACCGUACCCCGUGGGGGCCCCAUAAAAUCCCCGCGAACCGCGUAAAGGCUCAGACCAUCAUCGCAAUCGAGAACGACCUCGAAUUACAGCCAAUUCCCAUCAGAAAUCAUUUCCUGUAAACAUAUAACGCAAC